UGGACAGAUCGUAUUCCUUCACAAGUACACAUCACUAAUUCAAUGAGUAAUCUUUCCUGUUAAUCCUGUGGACGUUGUUUUAGUUUAUGACGGAAGUUGAGCAUCGAUCUGUUGUUCAUCUACAUGCCAACUAUGUUGCCCAUAUUUGCCGAGGUUUUGUUUCCUGAUCCCCUCUACCACUUGCUUCUCUGACUCGUAAUUUAUUCUCGAACUGUAUAUCGUAUUUUUUCACAACUUCUUGAAUUAAUUAGAAUGUAUUUUUGAUCUUGACAAUUCAGUUUACGACCAUAGAUUGGCCCUAUACGGAAGAUGGGAGAAGCUGUUCAGAUCAAAGCGCAACGGACAGAUGUCAUACCCAAAGAUACAAUCGAUCACUUCAAAACGGUGCCCAUAGCACAUUCCACGCUCCAAGAUCCAGAAUUCAAAUGCCUAUAUGCUUCAAGAACGGUCACAGAUGGUGGGAAAGGCCACACUCUGAUGGGUAAAACAUGGGCAACAGAAACUACUAUACCACAUCUCCUAUCGCUGUACCGGAGGGAUCCAUCGUCAACGCUCGACUCGCCAAAUGUGGAGAUUCGGCGCUUCUAUACUCUUGGAAUUGACUUGAGCGCCCAUCCAAACCUGCUUCAUGGUGGCGUCAUAUCAACGAUCUUGGACAGCACUCUGGGAAGCGCUGUUGGCAUCGCCAUGAAGACAGAGAAGAUGAAGUCCAUGUACACUGUGCAACUGAAUGUAAAGUAUGAGAAGCCAGUGCAGAUACCAGGGACCAUCUGUUCAAAGGCAUGGGUGAGAAACAUCGACGUCAGUGGGAAGAAUUACAAGGUCUGGGCCGAAGGGCGAAUCGAGAGCCUGGGAAAAGAUGGUGAAGUUGUGAUACAUGCGAAGGCAGAGGGAAUCUGGGUGGGGAAGAAGGUGGAAGGCAGGUUGUGAUCCUUUCGAUUUCUUUUUUAGGAGUGUAUAAGCCUCUACGUAUUUCAAAGUUAUUGGAUUAUGCCUCUCUCUCA
Messenger RNA from Verruconis gallopava, 1004 nucleotides. RefSeq lists its product as uncharacterized. Bases 310 to 930 code for a protein of 206 amino acids. The transcript has a single exon. NCBI's taxonomy places the organism in Eukaryota, Fungi, Ascomycota, Dothideomycetes, Venturiales, Sympoventuriaceae. The record is from RefSeq and is a predicted model, not a curated record.